GGGCGCGCGGGGCUCGGACUCGGGCUCGGCGGGCGGAAGCGGCGGCGGCGGCGGCGGCGGCGGCGGCGGCGGCAGGAGCGGCGGGAGCCGAGGAGGAGGCUCCGGACGCUGCCCAGGAACCGGGACGCCGGAGAGCCGCGCCCUGAGCGCUCAGCCCGCGGCGUCAUGGCCGAGUACGGGACCCUCCUCCAGGACCUGACCAACAACAUCACCCUUGAAGACCUGGAACAGCUCAAAUCGGCCUGCAAGGAGGACAUCCCCAGCGAGAAGAGCGAGGAGAUCACUACUGGCAGUGCCUGGUUCAGCUUCCUGGAGAGCCACAACAAGCUGGACAAAGACAACCUCUCCUACAUCGAGCACAUCUUCGAGAUCUCUCGCCGCCCUGACCUGCUCACCAUGGUGGUGGACUACAGAACCCGUGUUCUGAAGAUCUCCGAGGAAGAUGAGCUGGACACCAAGCUGACCCGCAUCCCCAGUGCCAAGAAGUACAAAGACAUCAUCCGGCAGCCCUCGGAGGAAGAGAUCAUCAAACUGGCUCCGCCACCGAAGAAAGCCUGAGCGAGGGGGAGGAGAGGAGGAAGGUUGGACCUUCACUGGACCACUCCCUUCCCCCAGCCUCCAGGGGAGGGGCAAGGGCAACCCCCCCAGUCUACCCACUUACUAACCUGGUCCUAACCCCCUUACUGUGCGCGUGUGUGUGCGUGUGCGCACGCUCUGGCUGUCCGUCUGUAUGUCUAGCUCAUCAAGUUCCUCCUCCUUGUGAGAGGAUGGGGGUCGGGCUGGGGGGGGGGGCUUCGUUUCCCCACUUUAGGGGGAGGUGGGGGCUGUUUCUAUGCAAAUAGAAAUGGGCACAUUCCUCCUACUGCCCUUUCCUCCACUCUUCCCCCACACGGCCGAAGUGUGGGAGCAGAAAGGACCUGUAUUUUCCUACACUGAGGAGCCGAGCUGGGGGUGAGGGCCUGGGGAGAGGUGGGUGGACCUAAUGAGGAGCAGCGGGAGGGAAAGUGGUUACCCAACCCCCACCCGGACGGGGCAAAGAACAGCCAGAGUUCCGAGUUUGUACUCCCAUGCUGGAUUGGCCGAGUCUUUUCGAGUGGUUCCUCAGGCUGGAGGGCCUGGGCCCCAGCAGGUCCCAUUUUGCUCCCCUCCCAUGGGCCUAGGAUGGGUAUGAGCCAGGGAUCUAAGGAGAGAGGACCACGGGAUCCCUUCCUGGCCCCGAAGUUCAAACCCCGUGGAGCACCCAGCAUUAGACCCUCCCGCCUCCCCCAGAGCCCAUGCUGGGAGCAGGCCCCCCUAAACCAGAUGUGGGGAGGGGGGCCCUCUUUUCCACUCCUUUAUUCCUACUCAGACUGUUGCACACACUGACUCCAAACCUAGGGAGACUGAGGAAUGAGCUCCUUAGGUCUUAACCCCAACCCCGUCCCACCCACAGGGUCCCAGCGUGGUGACUACAGGCGACCCUCCCUAUGUCGGGUCUAGAACGCCCCCAGCUGGAACGAAGGGAAGAAGCUAAUUACAGUGUCUUCCUUUGCACUGACCACCCGCCCCCCCGCCCCCCCGCCACCAGUUCAGUCCAGGAGGGGACUUGUUAGCCCGUAGCCCAUCUUCCCCACUAUCCUGGCGUGUUGGGCUCGUGAAUGCCUCCUAGCCAAAUCACUAGAGUGCAGUGACCCCAGCCUCCUUCCUGUGCCAAGAUGCCCUCCCUGCCCUGACCGUGCUAACUGUGUGUACAUAUAUAUCUACAUAUAUGUAUAUUAAACCCGCACUGCCAUGUCUGCCCUUUCUUGUGUCUGGCAUUAACUUAGUGUCUAGGCCAGGGCGGGGGUUGGGGGGGGGGUGCAGUGAAGGGAGCGCCAGUCCAGUGGCUGUGUAGUGAAAACGAAGAAACUUUCUUCAAGUUUAAAUUCACAUGCAAUCUCAAGAGACUAUUCAGAGAAAGUUUUAAGUUCAGAGCUUUGAAGACAUGGGAGCAAAACUUAAGUGGGAGCGGAGGGCUGGCUGUCAGAGGAGGGAAGAAGCCAGACUGGCCAGAGAGAGCCGCCUCUGUGCCCAGCCCAGCCGUCCCCUCUGGCCACCGCUGCGGACACCUGCCUUAACACAUACACCUUGAGUACUCCACACAGUUUUGCCUUAAAGGACCUUCCCAAGUUUCCCCGGCCCUGUCUGGCUUCUCCCUCAAGGACAGAGAGAUACUUGCAGAAUUGGGAGGGGGGAACUGAGCACGAAUUGUCCUUCCGGUCAGGAUAUGUGAUGUGAGAGUGUGUGUGUGUAAGAGAGAGAGAGAGAGAGAGAGACGGAGGAAGGAAUUAGGAGCUUUCUCUGAAGAGGAGAGAGGGUGAGAUGGGAGAAGGGAGACAGGGUCAUUUUCAACAGAGUCUAGUAGUAUCUCUGUAAGGCAAAAAUAAUCUAAAAAGACUAACCUGCCCUCCCAUCCCUGUACUGCUGUGAGAUCGUCCCUAUCCUGUGCUCCCCUGUCUGCAGUGUGCACGGCCUCAUUCUAACCCUGGAAUAAAGGUGAUUGUACUGUA
Messenger RNA from Felis catus (domestic cat), 2528 nucleotides. RefSeq names its product proliferation and apoptosis adaptor protein 15 (gene PEA15). Gene Ontology annotation, molecular function: protein binding. NCBI's taxonomy places the organism in Eukaryota, Metazoa, Chordata, Mammalia, Carnivora, Felidae. The record is from RefSeq and is a predicted model, not a curated record. Gene Ontology annotation, biological process: MAPK cascade; negative regulation of extrinsic apoptotic signaling pathway via death domain receptors. The transcript is spliced from 4 exons. Bases 166 to 558 code for a protein of 130 amino acids.